AUGUCGAAUUUGAUCAUCAAGAAUCAACUAAGAUCUAUAAGUUUACCUUCAAGAUCGCAUCCAAGCACGACGGGGAUCGAGGAAGCUCUUAACAAGGUUAAAGCGAUUAGCACCACGACGGGUUCGUCAGAAUCAAUCUUGAUGGGCUUGGCUGGUUUGGAGGAGCUAUACAAAUGUACCGAGGAGUUUUUGAAAAUGGGUUCGACGCAACGUGUUAUGUCUUCUGAUGGAUCCGAGUUUAUGGAGGAGAUGCUUGAUGGGUCUUUGAGGCUAAUGGAUAUAUGCAGCGUCUCAAGGGAUCUCAUGGUGGAUACUCAUGAGCAUGUUCGUGGUGUUCAGUCAUGUGUGAGAAGAAAGAAAGUAGCCGGAGGAGGAGGAGACCAACUCGAUGUCGCUGUCUCCGGCUAUGUCGGGUUUAGAAAGAACAUGAGAAAAGAAGCGAAGAAGCUUCUUGGAUCCUUGAAGAAAAUCGAUGGAGAGUCAUGUACAUCAUUAUCGGUAAACAAUGGCCAACAAGAUGAACAUCUUGUGGCGGUUAUAGAUGCCAUGAGGAGAGUGGUUUCGGUUAGUGUCUCGGUGUUAAAGUCGUUCUUGGAGUUCUUGUCGGGACGACAAAGUAACAUAAAGAGCAAGUUGGCUUCGGUACUAAAGAAAAAGAAGGAUCACCAUGACGCUUCCAAGAACGAGUUAGAGAGUUUGGAUUCCGCCAUAAGCUGCUCUUGCGAUGACCUACCAAAUAAGCUUGAGGAGGUUGAAGUGAGCAUUGAUGGAUUCGAAAAGAAUCUAGAAGGAUUAUUUCGAAGGUUGAUUAGAACACGAGCCUCACUUCUCAACAUAAUCUCUUGUUAG
This is a messenger RNA of Microthlaspi erraticum, 849 nucleotides long. The record is from the annotation of a GenBank genome assembly. NCBI's taxonomy places the organism in Eukaryota, Viridiplantae, Streptophyta, Magnoliopsida, Brassicales, Brassicaceae.